Messenger RNA from Colletotrichum destructivum, 1964 nucleotides. RefSeq lists its product as uncharacterized. Lineage: Eukaryota; Fungi; Ascomycota; Sordariomycetes; Glomerellales; Glomerellaceae. The record is from RefSeq and is a predicted model, not a curated record. Bases 338 to 1171 code for a protein of 277 amino acids. The transcript is spliced from 2 exons.
CUAACCAAAGGUCGCGAUUAGAUAAGGCUUGCUCCGGCCUCCCGCCUCGUCGCAGCAAGCGAAAAUCUCGAAUGACCCGCCCGCCAACGGGCAAAAUUCCGCUACGAGCCGCACCUGGAUUGCGGCCUCUGCCAAACGAACCAAACUCCACAAAGCACGGCCGUCAUUGUGACCUGCUAAAAAAUACGGGACGAGACUUUCCAGGCGUGAUUGGCGUUUGAAAUCAUCACAGUGUGCAAGUUGUAAUUGCCCUUGCGUGACCAACGCUCCCCCCCGCCAGGUACCUCUCGACCUUUCGACCGACCCAGAGGCUGUUUCUCCCAGGACACCAGGAGCCAUGUUCGAGCUCCCAGACGCCAAGAGAGUCCGGCGAGAGGACCUCGACGGAUCGUCCGAGGACGAGGCGGCGGGCCACGAUGAACAGCAGGACGCCGAGCUGCUCGCGAAGCUCCACGCCCGCAUGGCGGGGAUGCUCGACCUGAGCGGCAUCGACCAGAGGCCCACGAAGACCACCUCCACCACGGGCCAAGACGCGCCGAUGACGGACGGCCCAAACGCUGACGACGCAAACGACGAUGACGGCCCCGAAGAGUUCGAGUUCCGGCUAUUCACGACGACGGACCUGGCGACCAAGAUCGCGCUGGUCGACGAGGACGAGCUCGCGCUUCAGAGGGACGGCGACAUGCUGCGCAAGAGGCCGCUGUCUUACUACAUCGCGGGCGAGCCGACGCCCGAGGCCAAGGCGGAACUGGCAUAUGCGGCUGUUUCGGGCGACGAGGUGCUCGCGCGCGCGACGCAGCGGUGGUGGGGCAUGGAGAUGCCGUGGCGGGUGACGCGGAUCCCCGGCGCGUCGAAGAAGGGGACGAAGACGACGGGCAAAGGAGGAGCCGCAGAAGAUGAAGAAGAUAAAGAAGCACGGAGGAGGCGGCCCGGGAAGAAGAAGCGAAUUGCGUUGCGGGUCAGGGAGCGCGAGCGGAAGAAGAAGGCUGAGGAGGAGGAGAUGAAUAAGGCGGGAAAGGAGGAGGCACUCAAGGAGAAGAAGAAACGGCUCAACCGGUUGAAGAAGCUGAGAAAGCGCGCCAAGGCCAAGGAGGGCAAGAAGGGCGAUGGCGGCGAGGACGGGGCCGAGGGGGGCGAUUCCGGGUCCGGGUCUGACGGGGGUGAUGAGUGAGCGAGGCCCUUUCUCGGUCGAGUCUCCGAAUCGACGUUGCGAAAUGCAUGUGCUGUGCAAGAAUGAAAGGGGACUGGCCGGAAUGUGCGUUUCGAUAAUGGCGAGUCGGGACCAAGCGCAGUACCCAUGUGAUCCCAACUCAUCGGUCGUCUAGUAUGGUUUGUCGACAAGGCAGGAGAGCAUCUGGUUGCCUACUUACAAAAGAAGCGCACGGCGGCCGGCUUCUCGCUGAUCGCUGCAGCGGGAUGAAGGCAUUGGCUCGUAUCUCGCCGUCCCGUCGAAACCGUCAUUCCGGCCGUCUUUUAUCAAGCGAACAAGGCCUUUCCAACCAAAGGCCGGGGUUUACAGUCUUGCGAGAUGCGUGAAGUUGAUGUGACUAGUGAUCCUUGUGAGCGCUGAUGGUCGUUGUGUUGUGUAGUGGAGUUGAUGACUGACUAACCACGGAUUUCUCUACGGACAGCAUCGUCUCCUUCUUACAUAGACGCAACUGCAUAGGGACAUUGAUUCAGAUAAGAUGCUUCAAUUGGGGCCACAAGAGCGUGUGCCAACUCCAAUGUCGCUCUGGAUGCGAUGUCUGCCUGGUCUGGUAUACCGCUUCCUGGGUAGAGAAUCCGUGCCAAAACUACAACGAAGAGACCAAUCGAGAUCUCCGGCACAUAAUCCACUCACGGAAGUUUUAACAAAGUGAAUCGUGAUGGAUGACUGAUGCUCUUCUCUCUCCCAUGUGAAUUGCUUCAACAAACCCACCUAGCCACUUAGUCGACCAAAAAGUGUAGCACCCUCAUGACGUGCA